GACACGGUGCUGUUUAAUGAUACCAUCCAAUACAACAUUCGUUAUGGUCGUCGAGAUGCCACAGACGAUGAAGUGCGUCAAGCAGCUAUGCAAGCAGACAUUCACGAUCGGAUUCGCGAAUUUACUCAAACCUAUGAUACAGUGGUUGGUGAACGCGGUCUAAAGUUGAGUGGUGGGGAAAAGCAACGUGUUGCCAUAGCAAGAAACUUUCUGAAAAAUCCGCAAAUUUUAAUGCUGGACGAGGCAACUUCGGCUCUGGAUACAACUACAGAAAGAAAUAUUCAAGCCAGUUUGAACAAUAUUUCUCGCAAUCGAUCCACUUUGAUCGUCGCUCAUCGUCUUUCCACCAUCGUGCAUGCCGAUGAGAUUCUGAUGAUGCAUCAGGGUGAAGUGAUUGAACGCGGAACACACGACCAAUUGUUAGCCAUUCCCAACGGGCAGUACGCCGCCUUAUGGCGUGCACAAUCCGAGGCCCAUCCUGAAGCAGUCGAAUUGGAUCAAACGGAGGAAUCUGCCUCACUAGUCUCCGACGGUCAUAACAAUCCGGUCCGUGUGUGA
This is a messenger RNA of Echinostoma caproni, 558 nucleotides long. Lineage: Eukaryota; Metazoa; Platyhelminthes; Trematoda; Plagiorchiida; Echinostomatidae. The record is from the annotation of a GenBank genome assembly.